AUGUCCACCUUUGUGGCCGGAGGACAAGCAAAGGUGGAUGAAAAUCCUUACUUUGAAAAUAAAGUUCUCUCCAAAGAAUUUCAUCUGAAUGAGAAUGGUGAUCUAUCUUCAAAUUCCACUGAAAUCAAAUGGAAAUCUGGAAAGGAUUUGACGAAACGUUCAAGUCAAAUGCAGAAGAAAGACAGCAGAAAGAGACAGCAUGAAGAACCAGAGAGCUUCUUUACCUGGUUUAUUGACCAUUCUGAUACAGGUGCUGAUGGGUUAGGAGAGGUCAUUGAAGAUGACAUUUGGCCAAAACCAUUACUGUACUACUUGGUUCCUGAUAUGGAUGACGAAGAAGAAGGAGCAGAAGAUGAUGAUGAUGAAGAAGACAAGGAAGGAUUAGAAGAUAUUGAUGAGGAAGGGGGUGAGGAUGAAGGUGAAGAAGAUGAUGAAGGAAAGGAAGGAGAGGAGGAUGAAGGAGAAGAUGACUAA
Messenger RNA from Piliocolobus tephrosceles (Ugandan red Colobus), 474 nucleotides. RefSeq names its product protein SET-like. Lineage: Eukaryota; Metazoa; Chordata; Mammalia; Primates; Cercopithecidae. The transcript has 2 exons. The coding region runs from base 1 to 474 and encodes 157 amino acids. Gene Ontology annotation, cellular component: nucleus. Gene Ontology annotation, biological process: nucleosome assembly. The record is from RefSeq and is a predicted model, not a curated record.